CGUUUAACUGACCCGUUGCACAUGUGAGAGCGCAAUGAAGGCGACGCAGCGUUGAUCGAAACUUUAACAAAAACAUCGGAAUUACUCUAACAUUGGAAGAAAAGCAGACAUGAAAAAGAAGCAGACAGUCGCAGAGGACCCAGAAGAGGUAAGACUGGCGACAUCUGGGUUUAUCUUCGCUGCACACGUGAUUCCCUCAGACUCAUCUCAAAAGGAGGAUGAGGCUCCCAUUAAAACCAAAAGGAGCAAACCCGAGGAGGAGGAGGAUGAUGUGGUCUUUCACCCGGUGAAGCUGUCCAGAAGUGAUCUGUACAGACCUCCUUCAGCAGAGGAGCUAAACCAGCUGAAGGAGGCGGAAAGCUUGUUUCACUGCAGCCUGCUCAAGAUGCAGAUGGAGGAGCUGCUGAAAGAGGUCGCCCUGAGUGAGCGUAGGAAGCAGCGAAUAGAUUCCUUCGUUCAGACGGUCACCGAGCUGCUCCGGGCUGUGCCGCAGUCCCCGGAGGUUGAGGUCAGUGACCUGUCGUGGCUGUCUGGUGCAGUUAAGGUCCCGUUCCUCCUGGUGCCCAAAGCAACAAAAGGCAAGUUCCACAUGGCACCCCCUGCUUCUAUCGAUCUGAUCGGCAGCUACCCCCUGGGCACCUGCACUAAACCACGCAUCAUGGUGGAUCUGGCUGUGACAAUCCCAGCUGAUGUCCUCCACCCGAAGGACGUCGUGAACCAGAGGUAUCCGAGGAAAAGGGCUCUCUACCUGGCAGGCCUGGCCCAGUAUCUCACGUCUUCCUCUGACAUUGGGACCAUGCGUUAUUCCUGUCUGCAUGGGAAUCGACUCCGACCUGUUCUGCUGCUGACCCCUCCAGGUAAAGACUCUUCCAGCUUCACCGUAUGUGUUCAUGUGUGUCCCCCUCCUGGAUUCUUCAAGCCCAACCGCUUCCACCCCCAAAGGAAUAAUAUCAGGACAGAGUGGUACACCGGAUUGCAGUCCUCCCUGUCUGACAGCAGUGAACCUCCCACUCCACAUUACAAUAGUUCUGUUCUGGGGGAUUUGCUGCCCAGGGCUCACCUCCAGUUCCUUUCUGCUGUCAGCUCCCAGUGCUCAGCGUUCGCUGAUGGGGUGGCUUUGCUCAAAGUCUGGCUUCGCCAAAGAGAGCUGGACCAGGGCACUGGUUGUUUUAGUGGCUUCCUGGCCUCCAUGCUGUUGGCUUAUCUGCUGACAACUCACAGAAUCAGUAACACCAUGACAGCCUAUCAGCUGCUUCGAAACAGCUUGAACUUCCUGGCAUCUACAGACCUCACAGUGAAUGCAAUUACGCUAGCCAGAGAUCCUGACUCUACAGCUCCAUCCCUGGCAGAGUUCCACGGUGCUUUCCAGGUCGUGUUUGUCGACCCCUCAGGACAUCUCAAUAUGUGUGCUGACAUGACUGCUUGUACCUACAAACAGUUGCAGCAUGAGGCAUCUGUGUCGAUGCAGUUCUGGGACAACCCUACAGUGGAUGGGUUCCACAGCCUCCUCAUGACCCCCAAACCCAUGAUCAGGACAAGCGACCACGUAUUCCAGUUGUGUGAGCUGGUUAAGCUUCAGUCCAGCUGUAAGAAACUGAAUCUCCUCAGUGAGCUGAUGGACCACAGUGGAAAUUAUGUCCACACUGCGCUCCCUUUCAUUCUGACACUGCUUCAGCGAGGACUGGGCCAAAGGAUCCACCUCCUCACCCACUCCCUCUCUCCUGCCCCAGAGUGGUCUGUGGAGAGUGAUGCCCCAAAACACAAAGCCCAAACUCCUCUCUCAUUUGGUUUGCUCCUAAGGCCAGAGCUGGCAGCCUCUGCCCUGGAGAGAGGUCCACCUGCAGACAGCCCCAAGGCGGCUGAGUUCCGUCAGCUGUGGGGUUCUCGCUCCGAGCUGCGUCGCUUCCAGGAUGGUGCCAUCACUGAGGCCGUGCUGUGGGAUGGAGAGAGCAUGUGCCAAAAACAACUGGUCCCCAAACAGAUCAUCACACACCUGCUACAGCUGCACGCAGAUGUCCCCGAAUCCUGUGUGCGGUAUGUGGGGGCGAUGGUGGAUGACGUCAUCGCAACGGGAAAUGAGGUGCCUAGUACUGGAGAGGAGGAGAGUUUACUGGUAGUUCAGUCCUAUGAUGACCUGAGUAGAAAACUGUGGAGGCUGGAAGGUCUGCCUCUCUCCAUCACAGCAGUACAAGGAGCCCACCCUGCACUCAGAUACACACAGGUCUUUCCCCCUGUGCCACUGAAGCUGGACUAUUCCUUCUUUGACAGAGAAAAGGCUUCCAGAUCAUUGGUGCCAAAGGAAAGCAAACCCUGCCCUGCUUAUAUCACACCUAUCACAGUGAUCUGUCACAUGGAGGGGAGUGGAAAGUGGCCUCACGACCGCCUCGCCAUCCGCCAUAUCCGGGCUGCCUUCAACAUCCGUCUGGGAGAGUUACUCAAGAAACAUCAUAAUUAUACGUGCAGGCCCUGCCCCACACACCUGGAUGUCUGGAAGGAUGGCUUGGUGUUCCGCAUCCAGGUGGCAUACCAUCGUGAGCCUCAGGUGCUGAGGGAGAGCGUGAAUGCCGAGGGGCUGCUGGUUGUAAGGGACAACGAGGAGGCUCAGGCUCUAGAGAUGGAAACCAUUCACAAGCCUCUACUUACCAGCACAUUGCACGGGCUCCAGCAGCAGCACCCAUGUUUUGGGGCAGUGUGUCGUCUGGCCAAACGCUGGCUUGGGGCUCAGCUCUUCAGUGACGACAUCACAGAGGACACGGCAGACCUGCUGGUGGCGUCGCUUUUCCUGCAGCCUGCACCCUUUACUCCUCCCGGUUCUCCUCAGGUCGGCUUCCUUCGUUUCCUUCAUCUGCUUUCCUCCUUUGACUGGAGGAAUAACCCGCUGGUAGUCAACCUUAACAACCAGCUCACAGCUGCCGACUACACAGAGAUCAAGAAUGACUUCAUGGCCUCCAGGGAGUCUCUGCCUGUCAUGUUUAUAGCUACGCCUAAAGACAAAAAACUAUCUAUGUGGACCAAAAGAGCACCGAGUGUACAGAUGCUGCAGCGUGUGGUGAUGUUGGCUGCAGAGAGUCUUAAGGUACUGGAACAUCAGCUGAUGGACGGCAGCCAGAUACAGGAUGUCAGGGUGGUCAUGCGCCCUCCUCUAGAUGCCUAUGAUGUGUUGAUCCAUCUGAACCCCAAGCAGGUUCCUUUGCUCAGCCAGGCAGUGGACCCUCCCGCUGUCACCUUCAGCAGGGGCGUCAUGAGUAGUGGUGUGGCCCUUUCUGGAGGGGCCAUGCCUGUCAUCGACUACAACCCCGUGUCUCUCUACCUGGCAGAGCUCCAAGAGGCUUUUGGAGACCUAGCUCUCUUCUUCUGUGAUCCCUAUGGUGGAACAGUGAUCGCAGUUUUAUGGAAGCCGAAGGCCUUCAUCCCAGUGCCCUUUAAGACGUCACAGGUGUCUGCUCGGAGGGUCGAGGUGACUGGAGAGGAAGCAAAUACCUUUCCCAAUGUUGAAGCAAUACUGGAAGACUUCCGGGUCAUGGGAAAGGACCUGGUCAAAUCAGUGGAAGCAAGGACUGAGAAAUGGUCAUUUUAGACAACAGAUGUACACACACCAGAUUCACCAGCUAUAUUACAUUUUAGCAUUUGACAUUUUCACCUGAGAAGGUACAGUGAUAGCUUUGUUUUGUUUUGUCAAACAGAACAAUGGAAACAUGUCUACUGGAAACAUGAACAAAUUAUCCUAACAAUAUUAUGUGUUAAUAAUGUUGCUGUUAAAGACCAACCACAUGUUUGUUUUGUUGAAGCUGUAUGAUGUCUAAUAAAUGCAUACCUACUCUUUUGAUUUA
This is a messenger RNA of Morone saxatilis (striped sea-bass), 3830 nucleotides long. It is a transcript of the gene nol6, whose product is annotated as nucleolar protein 6 (RNA-associated). Gene Ontology annotation, cellular component: small-subunit processome; UTP-C complex; CURI complex. The transcript is spliced from 26 exons. Gene Ontology annotation, biological process: rRNA processing; tRNA export from nucleus. The record is from RefSeq and is a predicted model, not a curated record. NCBI's taxonomy places the organism in Eukaryota, Metazoa, Chordata, Actinopteri, Moronidae. Bases 110 to 3577 code for a protein of 1155 amino acids.